Molecule: messenger RNA, 5107 nt
Organism: Argiope bruennichi
Lineage: Eukaryota; Metazoa; Arthropoda; Arachnida; Araneae; Araneidae
Product: probable methyltransferase TARBP1
Exons: 9
Coding region: 103-4812 (1569 amino acids)
Biological process (GO): tRNA methylation
Molecular function (GO): RNA binding; tRNA (guanine) methyltransferase activity
Source: RefSeq, a predicted model, not a curated record
UGCUCCGUCUCCACGUUUUCGUUUUCAAACUUAGCGCGAAUGUAUCGUUUAAUUUAUGUUUUUUUCAUAUUAAUGGUAGCAUGAAGCAAUAGUGGAUAAAAUAUGAAUAUCGACGAAAGUUUAAAAUUUUUUAAUGCACAUUUCUGCAAUGGUGACAAACUAUUGAAGUACUUUAUUGAAUUUCGAGACAUUCUUCACGGAACUGAACAUGCCAUCGAAUUUCAGAAAAUGGAAACAUUCUUAAAUUGUGUGAUAUUAUUAGAGAAAAGCAAUUUUUUCAAUUUUAAUAUUGUGAAUUCACAAGUUAUUACUGUCCAGUCAGAUAAUUUUUCUGAAAAUCUUAAUGAUGUUAUAUUAUCCAUUUUGGAGAUAUUCUGUUUUAAGUAUCAAAAUAUUCUGUUAAAAAGGCAACGAACACAUAUAACGAACACAUCUAAUAAUAUUAUUAUAUCUUUUGAUACUAUUGCAUACUUAGUUCAGCUAUUAAUUCCUAAAAUCAAAAAUAAAGGUUACAUACAGGCUUUAGUAAAAAAUAUAUCUUAUUAUUUGUGCGAGUUAACUAAAGAUACGAGACAAACUUAUGCUAAUUCUAUUGAAUUUGAGUCAAAAACUUUAUGUUAUUUCACAUUGAAAUUUCUUACCAAAGUUUUUAAAACUAUUCCAGUUAAAUGUUAUUUUGAAUAUAUAACAGAUGCUGACAUACUAAAACUUGUUGGUUGUUUACUCUUUCCUGAUAUUAUAAUUUUAAAGUUAUUUAUCAACCACAUUUUACCUGCAUUGCUCCAAUUUUCAUCUGUUUCACUUAAAACUGAGAUUUUGAAAUCUAUGUGGAAUAUGGUAUAUACAGAAUUUAAAAAUAAAGAUUAUAGUGACACAUCAGAAUCCAACUCUUAUAUAUACACUAUGACUUAUUGUGUGUCUGCAUACCUAUAUAAUAACAAUGCUAUUGAGACUUUGAAUUUUUACAUUCAUUCUGAGAUUAUCUUUUGGAAAAUAAUUUUAUCAGGCAUGACUUCUAGUCUUCCUUUUACACGUAAAAAAGUUUUAAAUAUAUUCAAAAUGUUUCUUAUGUGGAUAAAACAAUGUAAAAAAGGUGAGAAUAAUACUUACAGUGCCAGUUGUUCUUUAUUAUCAAUGAAUGCUGAAAAUGUUAAAAUCUGGAAUGAUGUUGUAAUUCUAUUCGAAAGUCUUGAAGAGAAACAGAUUCAUGUGAUCAAGCCAGUUCUUCCUAAAUUUUCAAGGAUUCUUUCACUUGCUGCGAGAGAAAAUUCUUCAACAGAUGAAAAUAAUGUGAAGUUGAUUUCAGCUUGGUUAAUGGCUCUUAUAUCAAGAAUGCUAAAGCAUGAAACAAAAUUUAUUAUUAAAUGGGCAUUAUCAACUGUCUUAACUUUUGAUUUUAAAAAACAUGUUCUCCAUGAAGAUAGUUUGAAGAUGCUGAUCAAAAUUCUUUUUGAAACUUUAAAUGAUCAAAGUCUGUACUCUAGGAAUAGUGAGCAGGAUAAUUACUCUUUGUUCCUUUCUUCAGAGAAAAUUUCAAAGUUUUUGAAGAAUUAUAUAUCUGGUUUAAAAUUUCCUAGUGAAAAAGUUACAUUUUUUAGAUAUCUUUUGAAUAUUAUUGCUUCUCAAUCAUGGUGCAUAGUAGCCUUAUUACACAUAACUGUCGCUUUAUCUACUUUGGAAAGUACACCAUCAUGGAGCAAAUCUGAUAUAUCACUUAUCAGAAAUAUUGUUGUGAAUUGUCAAAGAAGUCAUGAGCCAGCUUUUCGAGCUUCUCUAGAGUACUUUAUGAUGGAGUGUUGUACACUUUUCAUGGACUGGAACUCUUUGCAUAUUGAAAAUUUGGUUGAAUUGUUAUCUGUAUUCAAAAGUUCUGCUGUAAGUCGUCAUUCUAAGCCAUGGAAUAAUUUUGCCGCACGGAUACAUGAACUUAUUUUUAAUGAAUCUUCAGGAGCCAUUACUCAAGAUACUGCUACUGAAUAUUGUACAAAGAAUAUAACUAAAAUUUUAGAAGUCAACAUAAAUGAAGCUCCUGAUGCUGAUGUUGAGGAAGUGGAACUGGAAAAAAUGGCUAGAAUGCUGAUGUUGUUUGCUGAUGCUUCCGUUAUAUCAGUUGAAAGUACACAAGACAAGUUACACUGGAAUUCUAUAUUAAAUCCAGUUAUUUCAAUUAUACAAUUUGCUUCAAAUAGGCCAUACAUGCAUAGUAAGAAAUUUCUAAGUUCUGUAAAAUUAAUCACUCUUUUGAUCAAAGAAAGUCAUGGCUGUGAUAAAAUCGAAUUAGAUCCUCAUACAACUAACAUAAUUGGAAGUCUGAAUCAAAGUCCUGAAAUAAUUGAAUUCUUAUAUCAAAGGUUAUUCAUGAACAUUUACAACAACAGUUGUAUCUCACAAAGUUACAUUCUUUUUGAAUUUUUUGACACAAUAAUUGCUGAGUCUAGACUGAAUGGUUUGUUCUUAUCCAUCAUUCCACAGAUGAUGAAAAAAGUUGAAGAUAUUUUAGAAGAUAAAACACAAAGAAGAAAUUUACUUUUUUCUUUAUGGAAGAUUUUAGUGAGUCUUGUAAAUAGUGGAUUAGCCAUAAACUUUAGUAUUAUUCAAUCACUUAACUAUAGAAUCUUUUCAGAAGUUUUGAAAUGUGGUAUCUUACAGGAGUGUUUGUCAAAGCCAGCAAAUUUGGAUGGCAUUAGAAAAGAACAGUGGUUACGAUUUUCUCAUCAGUCAAUUUGCAAUUUUUGGUGUGUUAUACAUUCAGUAAUUCCUCAUCUUUCAGAUGAUGAGAUGACUUUCAUAAUGUUGCCACUUAUUGAAGAAACUGAGAAAGUGUUUAAUGAUGGACCAAAGAUUGUGGUACCAUAUGCAAUUAGUUGCCUAAAACAGAUAAUCCCAAAAUUGGGCAAACAUAAUUUAUCUAUGAUGUCUGCAUUACUUGAAGUUGCAUGGAAAUCUUGUUUAGAGCUUCGUGGAAAUGAAGCCUUUCGUCCUUCGCUUAGUUCUUUAAUUGAAAUAAUUUUUCAACCAGAUAUGAUACAAGAAGCAUUCUUCCCUUCUUUAGAUAUGUACUUUAAACGUUUUAAGGAGCUUUCUGAGAGUACUUCAGGUAUUUUCUAUACAUUUAUAAAACAAUUCUGCUCUGCAAUUCCACUCCGCAAAUUAUUAGAGUCAGGAUUUAAUUGCAUACACAUUUUUGUAUUUGCUCUAACCUUUGGUCCCAUUCACCAAAAAGCUCAUAAAAUUAUGGAAGAGACCUUAAUUUAUCUUUUGGAACAAGAUCCACAUCUUAGCAGAAGCCUAACUCUUGUUGAUAGCAACAAACCAUCCUGCUUUGUCAGAAUAACAAUUCUGGAAUAUCUUUUAGAGAAUUUAAAAGAAGAAACUAAAGAAUCAGAAGAUUUUGUAUUUUUAUUAAUUCAAGAGCUGAUGAUGGCAGAUAGUGAGGAUGAGAGCAAACCAACUUCUCAUUUUGCAAAUUCUCUUAGCCAUAGAAUAAGAAAUCGGGCAUGGCAAUCAAUUUUACUUAUUCAACAUUUUAUUAAAAAUAAAGUUUUGAAUGAACAGCUUUUGCUGAAAACAUUAACUGCUCUAGGAGCUGAAAGCCAACAACCUUCGAUUCGUUACUUACAAGAAUGGGUUACAUUCAAUGUCCUUCAUGUUGAACAGAGCUUCAUUAAUAAAUUUAUUUUGAUAAUCGAUGAUUCACUAGACAAACGACCCAGUUACAUCAUCUCAGUUGUUUCCAUCACAAAUCUUUUAAUUUUGCAUCAAAUAAUCAAUGAAAAAAAUAAUAUUGCAAAAUGUUUUAAACUUUUAACUAUUUUAUGUAUGGCUCAGAAUUUUACAGUAAGACUUUAUGCACAAGUGACAUUAACUAAUUUAUUUGAAUUGUGUCAGCAAAUGGAUAUUUCAAAUUUUAUUAACCAAUAUGAAUUUGUAUCACAAAUGAUUGAUAUGCAAACUACCAUGGUGGAAGGACAUGGUAAUUUUUUCAAGAACAUUAAGAAGCUUUCCUCUGAUUUUUACUUUUCUGCUUUUAACCCCAUCAACCAUUUUAGCUUAGAGACAGUACUGUAUGAUUUACCUCGUCUCUCUACUCUUAGUCCUGAUGAAUGGAUUAGACCAGACUGGUUUAAUAAAAAUUGCUUUCAUGUAUUAACUUAUAAUUUAGAUGAUAGCUUAAAGAAAAGCUUACCCACAUCAUGGACAUCUAAGAUGUUAAAUGAUAAUCUUGUUACUGAAAGCAAUUCAUUAGAUUACAACUUCCAGAAAAAAAUCAUGCCAGUGAAAGAUAUAAUUGAAAGUAGCGACGAUGUGGUUCUUAUAAAUUUAGAGCAAAAGCAAAUUCAAAAAGAUGGUUUAAUUGUUGUUGCUUCUCUGAUAGAUAGAGUUCCCAAUUUAGGUGGAUUGUGUCGAACAUGUGAAGUGUUUGGUGUGAAGGAAUUUGUUAUAGGUUCUCUUCGAUAUAUUGAAGACAAGCAGUUUCAGAAUUUAGCUGUUUCGGCAGAUAAGUGGGUUUCCAUUAAAGAAGUUAAAACUUAUAUGCUCAAAGAAUAUUUAAUGUCAAUGAAAGAAGAAGGAUAUACACUUGUAGGAGCAGAGCAAACAGAAGAUAGUUGUAAUUUGAAGGAAUAUCAAUUCCCAAAGAAAUCAAUUUUAUUACUAGGUCAUGAGAAAGAAGGUUUGCCUGUUGAGUUGAUCCAGCUGUUGGAUACUUGUGUGGAAAUACCUCAACAAGGUGUUGUACGAUCUCUUAAUGUUCAUGUCAGUGGAGCUAUAUUAAUCUGGGAAUAUGCACGCCAGCAUAGCAAUUUAUCUUAAUUUAUGUAAUUUAUAGGAUUUUCGUGAAAUGUAAAGUUACUAAAUAAUUUAAUCUUCACUAACAUAUAAAAUUUUUUUAACUUCGUUGGGACGAUUGUUCCCAAAAAGAAGUGCUUCCUGUGGACAAGAUCUGCUAAGUGCCAACUAUAUGUACAAGCUUGAGCUCCUUCUCCUGCUAAGCUUAAUGUCCAUUAGCAAAAAAAUUCGUUGAAAUGUGUAUAAAUUAGAUAAAACUGAUAUUUUUUUAAAUAUAUAGUAAUAGGUAUUUCAUUAAAUCUAUUGUAUUUUAUUAUCA